AUAAUAUGAUUUUCAAGCUGUUUCAUUAGUAAAAUAUAUCCUUAAUUUAGAUUCAUUAUGAUACAGUAAAUGCUUGGCUUUGUGUUUACAGAAAUACCCCCUACAGUGCAAGAUGCCAGACUUUUGUGCAGCACAUGGCUGCUCAAAUGAAUGUUCUGUCCAAACAAGAGCCUGUGGAAUCACCUUUCACUCGUAAGAAAUGACUUGAGGGACAUAUUUAGGAUAAUUGUUACUAACUUAGUUCAAAUUGUACUUGUACAAUACAAGUUAUUUUCACCCUGACGUUUUAGAAAUGUUUCUACCAUUUUCUACCAUAUAGCAGCCGAUAAUCAAAAUCUGGGGGGAAACGUUGGCUUAUUGAUUGGAUGUUGGUCCAAAAAAAGAAAUAAGUUAUGAAUAUGAAUCUGUCUUCUGCUAAUUUCAGGAUUUGUGGUGCGACGCACUCUGAAGAAGCUGUCCUGUGAUGUCUGCCGGUCCAGCCUUGUAACGGAUGCUGAAUCUGCCCGUACGUACCAGAGCUACCACCUGCUGACUCUGAAAAACAAUGGUGGUCUGGUCAUUACAUCUGAAGGCACAGUGAAAGUCAUCAGGGCUGCAGAGUGGGCUGUUCGCCAGGCAGCAGCAGAUUCUAGAAGAUCACAGCCCAUCAAAAUGUUGGAGGUCCUCUUCAUGGUGCGGAAGAGAAUAGGUUCAGAGGACGUGUUUUUGCUUGGGGAGCAUAUCAACGAUACACGCUAUGGCAUCGACAGUCACCACAACACACUGUUGACAUUAGUUGUGUCCCCGUUUUUCAAACAUUAA
Messenger RNA from Xyrichtys novacula (pearly razorfish), 801 nucleotides. NCBI's taxonomy places the organism in Eukaryota, Metazoa, Chordata, Actinopteri, Labriformes, Labridae. The record is from the annotation of a GenBank genome assembly.